This is a messenger RNA of Cajanus cajan (pigeon pea), 744 nucleotides long. RefSeq lists its product as uncharacterized. Gene Ontology annotation, biological process: protein ubiquitination. Gene Ontology annotation, molecular function: ubiquitin protein ligase activity. The record is from RefSeq and is a predicted model, not a curated record. Gene Ontology annotation, cellular component: cytoplasm. Lineage: Eukaryota; Viridiplantae; Streptophyta; Magnoliopsida; Fabales; Fabaceae.
AUGUUUGAUAUCACAGAAAGAUCAGAUUGUUACUGUUUUCGUGUGAGAACAGAAGAACCCUUGAAGCCAAAAUGGAGAGAUAUCUUGAAAUUCAAUGUGAAUGUUACUAAUCAACGCUACACAUAUUAUUCCUCUCCUAGUCGACGACUUAUGGGGCCAACAAUCUUAUUCGGGAACUUGGUACCUAUAACUUGCGAAGGUUUCAUAGAACACAAUCAUGGUUUUCUACGAAGUGUUUUAUGGCCCUCUCCUGACGACAUCCCAGAAUGCUUGGACCAAUUAGCAAGAAGGAUUGCUUUUCGGGUUCGAGAACACUUGAAGGUUCAGACUAACACUUGUGCUGAUGAUUCAGAGUGUAGAGAAUUUCAUUUGGAUUUAGAUAUUUUCAUAGUCUCGGUGCAACAUGAUGAUGAAGCCAUUGAGAGCGAUGAUGAAGAUGAUGAUGAAGAGGAUGAAGAGGAUGCAGUGAUAGAAGAGUCGAUGCAACAAGGUGUGAGGAUGGUUCCAGCCUCCAAAGAAGCCAUUGAGUCAUUGAAAGCAUUCACAGUCGACUCAUCGUUCUUGAAAAUAGAAAAAUGUAAUAUUUGCAUGGACAAGUUUCAAGAUGAAUAUGGGAAUUCUUUGUCUUUGUUGUCAAUGCCAUGCAAUCAUGUGUUUCAUGGUCACUGUAUUGUCAAGUGGCUGCAAACCAGUCACAUGUGUCCUUUGUGCCGUUAUCCUAUGCCCAUUGCAAAGGACGACUAA